This is a messenger RNA of Phaeodactylum tricornutum CCAP 1055/1, 2610 nucleotides long. RefSeq lists its product with no specific name. The record is from RefSeq and is a predicted model, not a curated record. Bases 63 to 1421 code for a protein of 452 amino acids. Gene Ontology annotation, cellular component: membrane. Gene Ontology annotation, biological process: transmembrane transport. Gene Ontology annotation, molecular function: transmembrane transporter activity. Lineage: Eukaryota; Bacillariophyta; Bacillariophyceae; Surirellales; Neidiaceae. The transcript has a single exon.
CUCAGCAUAUCUAAAGGUGAAUAGAUUUCCAACAAUUCUUCGUCAAAGACGUGGUGUGGCAGAUGCCGACGCCUUCGACGAUCGGCAAGGUUGACCGAGAGCUUCUUCCUCUAGACGCUUUAAGGGUAGCCACAGAACCAAAGGAGACGAGUACCGUAGGACAGGGGACUUACGUUGAAUACCCGGGACGACUCUCUUUUGCGGCCGCUUUUUUCAAAGGGGCAUGCUACAACCUUCACUCGCACUGGAAGAUUAUUGCUUUCGGACAAGUUCUGUCAUUCUUGUUGGCUUGCACAGGGGCUGCCCAGGCUACUCUGGCUCUAGACUGCAAACUAUCCGCCCCAACUUUCUCAGUCGGACUUUACUACUUCGGUUUGUCUUUCUUUCUGAUCCCCCUUUUUUGGCAAAGCCAAUGCAAGCAACAACAAAAUCUUGACAUUAGCCACCACUCGAUAGAAGAGGACAACAGCUGUUUUGGCGAGGAUGGGCUGUCAGGAACUUCUUUUCGAACACCUCCCUCCCUCCAUAAUUUUCUAUGGAUAAUCCCUUUGAAAGCACCAGCAUGGGCCUAUCUUUUAAUGGCCAUUAUGGACGUAUACGCCAACUACUUCACAGUCUUGGCCUUUCGAUAUACGACAAUUACUUCUGUUACUCUCUUUGACGCAUUGGCGAUUCCCAGUGCAAUGAUUCUGUCGCGUGCAUUUCUCUCUCGAAAAUAUACUAGCGUACACCUUGCAGGGGUGUCGUGCUGUAUGUUGGGUAUUAUACUCAACAUCAUGCAGGAUUACAGUGAUGAUCAAGUAUCUUCGGAACACGAUCAAUUUCCAAACAAAUUUAAGGGAGAUAUUUUGGCGCUUACCGGUGGAUUACUUUAUGGAGUGAAUAACGUGCUAGGCGAAGUCGCAGUACGGCAGUUCGGAGGCGUACACGAAUAUCUUGGAAUGCUGGGUUUCUUCGCCACUAUUGUUUGCGUGAUCCAAACAACAUUGCUGGAACGAGAGCAAGUAUAUAAAUUCUUGGGACAGGACGACCACAGCGAAACCUGUUCUCAUGCGUUUGCUAGAUGGCUGCUUUUUGCUUUCGUUAUCAGUGGCAUUUUAAGUUACCACGGAGCUUCGUGCUUUUUGCAAGUAUCAGAAGCUACCCUUUUCAAUCUUAGUCUACUGACCGGAGAUUUGUGGAGUGUUGGGUUCAGUGUUAUGGCCGAACGCAUCGUGCCCAAUCGACUGUUUUUCAUUGCGUUGGCAUUCAUUGUCCUCGGAGUUUCUGUUUAUGAAACGGCGCCCUCUCCUGUCCAAGAGGAUAGAGAGGAUUUGAGCCAGGAGGAAGCUUGGCGGGAAGUAGAGACAGACGCAGAAGUGGACCAAGCGGGUCAUAAUUUGGAGUUGACGGCAAAGAGCAUCAGGAUGAGUCUGAUGUAAAGCGAUUUCUAUAGCAUUCAACAUCUUACCCAGUUACACUGAGUCGCUAGGCUUGAGAUUCGAUCAGGACGAAGACUUCUGUUCAUUGUAUUGGUUUUGAACAACCAGCUUAGGAACUUGCUUGAGCAGCUGAAAAAUCGACUCCAAAUGGAGCAACUCUUCUGCUUCAAACCAUUCUCGCGUUGCCUUUUGGAAUUCGAGCUUUGGCAAAGGUUGCUUGGGCAUAGCUGCUAUCUGAAAUGGGUACAAUUUGUGCAAUGGAUCGAAUGUAUCCAACGCCGAUGUGUCAAGGCUCCAAAGUUGCUGAAGCACUCGGAUCGACACAGAAUUCGACUCGGCUGCCAACGACAACAUUCCUCUUCCGUUGCAGUCACGAGAUCUCGCCGCCUCAGGGUACGUGUCGAGUAGUUUGAGAAUCGCACAUUCUUUAGUCAUCGUAUAGGAUUCUGCCGAUUGACCAAGGAACGGGAAAUCCACAGGAGGACGGUUCUCAAUUGCCAACUGUAGCGGGUAUCUGCCUAUGAAAUCCCGACGAGAAGGCUGAUCCAGAUACUGAGCAAUAGCGUACUGGACAACUUCUGACGGCACUUGCAACCCGACAGCAGCAUGCAAAACAGGAUAAUGGUAAGCAUUGUUCAAAGAUCCGUAGAAAGCAGCUCUCAUUAAGUGUUCAACAGUUCUCCAUGCCUGUUGGACAUGUGGUUCAUCUGGUCUAUAGUUCAGUUUGGUACGUUUUUGCCAUUCCUGACAAGCAAGAAUCAACGGCGUCUGACCCGACUUGCUCCGAGUCAAAGCGAUUCCUGGAGCUGUGCGGAGCAAGAGUGCAACUGUUGCUUCUUUAGCCAUACCGCGUUCCAAAGCUUCGUGUAAAGCUGUUUUAUGAACGUGAGGAUCAGUGUCCAGCACUACUUCCGCACUUGUGCAGAAACAGGAUUGUAUCUCUAUAGAUGAUCGAUGUUCAAUAGCUCGUCUCAAUGGAAAUCCAUGAUUUCUAUCUCUCGUUGAAAUGCAGCUCGGAUUUGCUUCGACUAGACAAUUGAUAAUUUUAAACGGGGCUUUGUGAAGAAUCGCCAUAUACAAGGGGCUAGUUCCACAGUUAUCGUUCACGACUCCUUCCGGAUCGGCUGAAACGACGCAAAGUUCAAUGUUGGAUAUAAACUGGUUACACGAGAGUGAAUUGCACAAAGCG